CGCCUUAGAGACCGCGGGACAAGAAGGGACUCGACCGUAAACAUUGCCUUCCCUGCAACUUAUUUCUUCCUCUUAUUGCAAUAUUGCACGAUGGUUUCCGCCGCCGAUGAGCCCAGAAUGCGUGUCAAUGGUGCAACACUCGCUCAGCAUAAUGGCAGGCCUGUGGUGCUCAUGGGACAGGUUGAAAAGAUUGAUCCAUCGGGAAUAAUGGUAAUGGUGAAGGCAAGUGAUGGUCAGUCAGUCCAGGUCAAGUUACAGGAGCCACUGCAGGAAAACCUUGAAGGUCUUAUAGAAAUCCAUGGCUUUUGGUCAAGGUCGUCAAGUUAUGUGCCAGAGUUAUGUGUCCUUCCCCAUGGAAUAUGCCAGCAGUUUUGAUAUGGAUGCCUACGAUCAAGCAAUCAGACUUUUGCACUCAGUAACUCCAAAUCCGUGGAAAUUUGACUAAUUUUCCUUGAGUAUUAGUUUUACUUUUUUUUUUUUUUUCCUAAGGAAAACAGCAUUUAUUUCAAGAAAAUGUAUCUUUUGUUUGCAUUGAAAUAAUUACAAAAUGUUUGGUAAGACUGUGGGCCAUUGUAAAAAUAUGAUGGCUAGUUGUGAUGUAAAGACAAAUAUUAACAUAUUGUCAAAUAAUAUCAGUGGAAGAAAGAAUUAUACAAGCAUAAGAAAGAGAUAUUUGUUAUAAUACCCAUUCAUUGAGCUUAAUAAAGCUGUAUUUUAAAAAG
Messenger RNA from Penaeus chinensis, 722 nucleotides. Its product is annotated as replication protein A 14 kDa subunit-like. Gene Ontology annotation, cellular component: nucleus; DNA replication factor A complex; site of double-strand break. Gene Ontology annotation, molecular function: damaged DNA binding; single-stranded DNA binding. The transcript has 4 exons. Bases 91 to 375 code for a protein of 94 amino acids. The record is from RefSeq and is a predicted model, not a curated record. Lineage: Eukaryota; Metazoa; Arthropoda; Malacostraca; Decapoda; Penaeidae. Gene Ontology annotation, biological process: mismatch repair; double-strand break repair via homologous recombination; DNA replication.